Abrus precatorius (Indian licorice) is the source of this 453-nucleotide messenger RNA. RefSeq lists its product as uncharacterized. The transcript has a single exon. Bases 1 to 453 code for a protein of 150 amino acids. The record is from RefSeq and is a predicted model, not a curated record. NCBI's taxonomy places the organism in Eukaryota, Viridiplantae, Streptophyta, Magnoliopsida, Fabales, Fabaceae.
AUGGCAAUUUCAGGGUCAGAGUCUCAGAGUCCCACUGUGAAAACCGUUCCUCAGGUGGAGGUUGAGUGUGUGAAAUGCGAUUCAUGCGGGUUCACAGAGGAAUGCACCCCUGCAUACAUCUCAAGGGUGCGUCAGAGAUACCAGGGUCGGUGGCUCUGUGGGUUGUGUGUGGAGGCUGUGAAGGACGAGGUGGUGAGAUCAGAUACGCUCAUCUCCACGGAAGAAGCGCUCAACCGUCACAUCAGUUUCUGCAGAGAGUUCAGAUCAUCAUCCCCUGUUCUGAGUAAAACAGAGCACCCCAUCUUCGCCAUGGGUCGGAUUCUUCGCCGGAGCUUGGAUUCUCCGAGGCCUCUCCGAUCGAACUCAAGUGAAGCUUUGCCAUCUGUUGUUGAUGGGGUUCGUGCCACACCCUUGCUUCGAUCCGAGAGUUGCUUCUCCUCCAUCUCUGGUUAA